Messenger RNA from Arachis stenosperma, 582 nucleotides. RefSeq lists its product as uncharacterized. The transcript is spliced from 2 exons. Lineage: Eukaryota; Viridiplantae; Streptophyta; Magnoliopsida; Fabales; Fabaceae. The coding region runs from base 1 to 582 and encodes 193 amino acids. The record is from RefSeq and is a predicted model, not a curated record.
AUGUAUACAAUAACACUGUUGAACAUUAGCCUAACAGUCACACUUCUUCCAUUCUCCCCUUCCACCUCGAAUUUCGCUUCCGCAAGCUCAAGUCUUUUCCGGCCACCACCCACCACGCUGCUGUCAGAAAAUCAACAGGGGUGUGUCUCUUUACCUUCCGAUUCUUCGUAUAGGAGAAAUGGGUUAAAGUCAAAAUCUAAAUUUGACUCUGUUUCAUCUAGUUCUGGUUCUUCCAAUGGGUCUGAAGAGAGUUCAUUGUCUUCAAUGUUCAAACCAGCGAAAAAGGGUAACAAUAAUAAUAACAAGAACAAAGUGAAAGUGAAGAAUUCUGGUUCGGCGUCUUCACCUUCUCCUUCGCCACCUCGAAGAGCGGGGUGUUUCUGGUGCUCUCCGAAGAAGGAUUCGAAGAAGAAGAGCAAGGAGGUUGAUUGGAGUGUUCUUGGUUGGGACAAGGAUGAUGAGUUGCUUUCGGAUUUGGGAAGCUUCUCGAGCAAGAAACAGCUGAAGAUUCUUAAGAAGGCAUUGAAGGAGGAACAGAAGAUUAGCCACAUCAUCAUCACGAUGUUGCUCUCUGUGUUUUGA